This is a messenger RNA of Trichophyton rubrum CBS 118892, 1047 nucleotides long. RefSeq lists its product as uncharacterized. The record is from RefSeq and is a predicted model, not a curated record. The coding region runs from base 1 to 1047 and encodes 348 amino acids. Gene Ontology annotation, molecular function: hydrolase activity, hydrolyzing O-glycosyl compounds. Lineage: Eukaryota; Fungi; Ascomycota; Eurotiomycetes; Onygenales; Arthrodermataceae. The transcript has a single exon. Gene Ontology annotation, biological process: glucan catabolic process.
AUGGGUGUGGCUGCUCAUUUAUUCCUAGCUUGUUCCCUUGUUGGGGGGUCGCUGGCUUCAUAUUCGCUAGUCGAUAACUUCGAGGGAUCAACAUUUUUCUCAAACUUCGACUUCUUCACCGGGGAAGACCCAACCCAUGGAUUUGUCAAGUACGUAGGGGAGGAGGAAGCUUGGUCUGCAGGUUUAAUCGAUUUCGAGUCUCGAUAUGAUGGUAGCACGGUGGUGCGUAUGGGUGCCGACCACACGAAUAUCACCCCAGAUGGCCGACCGAGCGUGAGGAUAUCAAGCAAGAAGAGUUAUAAUCAGGGCCUCUGGAUCAUCGAUUUCGAACAUGUCCCUGGGCCUGCAUGUGGAAUAUGGCCAGCUUACUGGCUCCUGGGACCCAACUGGCCAACGAAUGGAGAAGUGGACAUCUAUGAAGGUAUCAAUCUUGAUCUCUCCAACACUAUGACCCUCCAUACUGGCCACAAUUGCACUAUAUCAAAGGAUGUCCAGUUCACAGGCAGGUUAACGACACCUUACUGUGACCAGAACGCUCCUCCACCAUUAGGUGGCAAUGGCUGCACAAUCAAGACAGACGAUCCAACAAGCUACAGCAGCGGUUUGAACAUUGCUGGGGGAGGUGUGUAUGCGACUGAAUGGACAACCGAAGACCUCAAGAUCUGUUUUUUUCCUAGAAUAGCCGGCAUCCCAAGCGAUAUCAGGAAUGGCAAUCCAGACCCUUCAAACUGGGGAACACCAGCCGCGCUUUUUACCGGAAACUGUAGCUUUACAGAAAGCUUCAGAGAUAUGCAAAUAAUAUUUGACAUUACCUUUUGCGGUGACUGGGCAGGAAGUCCAAAAAUCUGGGAGGAAACCCCUUGCUCCGCCGUCACUACGGAGUGCAAGACGUUUGUCGAGAAUUACCCGCAUGCAUUCGAGGAAGCAUACUGGGCUAUCAAAUACCUGAACGUCUACCAGGAGCCAACGGAGGCACAACUAGGCCAAAAGCUGCAUAACCAAUGGCAGCAUAGGCGAGCGCAUCAUUGCCGGCACUCGCUACGCUGA